Messenger RNA from Podospora anserina S mat+, 1329 nucleotides. RefSeq lists its product as uncharacterized. The record is from RefSeq and is a predicted model, not a curated record. Bases 1 to 1329 code for a protein of 442 amino acids. NCBI's taxonomy places the organism in Eukaryota, Fungi, Ascomycota, Sordariomycetes, Sordariales, Podosporaceae. The transcript has a single exon.
AUGGCCGAACAGUCGUUGUAUCUCCAAUUCAGAAUUUUUGGUAGAGGAUGGAUGGUCGCAGCGCUAUCUUAUCAGAGUGCCCCACCGUUUGUAAAUUUUGGCGGUCUGCAGCGGCAGGAUCAGGGAAAGCUUUCUGUUUUGGAAGCUCUCAGCUCAAGCUUCUCCAGAACACCAACCCGCUCUCCACUGUGGAGAUGCAUUACAGCCGGGCGACGACAUGCAGCCUCAACAUCAGAGACGACACUAACCACCGCCGCCAUCAUGGAAUGGCUCUCCUCCCUUAUGACCACCGAUAAGGCCAUCAAAGGGGCCUUGAUCAUACACGGUGUUGCUCUCGUCGGGACAGUGCUGCUUGCGCUUGAUCAAUGGCGCUCAGAGUGCGAAACAAAACCACCACAACCCAAGCCGCAGUACAUCACCCAGGACACCGAGGACGCCCUGAAACUGACCACCCUGGAUACGUUGCUCGGUCACUACAACCACGCCAUUCGUGAGACGGCUGUCAAGAUCGUAUGUGACAGAGCCGUCAACGACAAGGACACCCUCGAACAGCUCCUCUGGGGCAUCACCCGUCCCAACUACGACGAGCGCCUGAAGAAUCUCCGAGCUUUGGCAGUGAUUACCGAUCCGCGUGAGUCGAUGAUCAAUCACGGUGGCACAAUUGAUAGACUAAUAAUUCCUCAAGACUCCUUGGAUAAACUUCACACAUGGAAGGCCUACGCAGCUCUCGUCCGGUGCCUGGAGCUAUCUCUUGACCCUGACCAGGAGGUGCUCAACAAUGACGACUGGGACGAGUAUCCUCUCCGUGACAUGACAGACAAGCUCUGCCUCAUGUUCAUCAGCCAGCUGGUAGGCACCUUUGACUGCGAGAAACUCAUCAAGGCCAAAUUUGUCGAGAAGUGGCUGUCCAAGCAAAACUGGGGAACCACCGAGGAGGAGCGGCAUCAGAAUCUUGCGGCCUACCUGCGCAGCAAGACCAACAGGCUUGCCGAAAUCAUCAGCUGCAUUCGGCAGAGCCCAGCUGGCCGAGUGGCACUGCAGAAGUGCGGUCUCUUUCCGUAUCCCGACACGGAAGAGAGCGAAGCAGACGAUGACGACACGCACUUGGUGGAGCGAUUAAGCGUUUUGUUUCCGGAAACUCUCGAUGUUAACAGUUUGGACGUGAACCAUCCUACUAGGGUGUUGUUGCGUUCGUUCCAAACCACGCCAGGGAGUGAAGAACAGCGCGACCGGAACCAGAGGCACAGGGAGGCAAUGGUGCUGAAUGAUGGGAGCCAUCCGAUCACGAGUGAUGAUAUCAUCCAGCGGGACCCGACAUCGCCUCCGUGA